AUGCCCACUCCCGCCCACGCCCACUGCCGCUCAUGCCCCCUACCGCCCACGCCCAUUGCCGCUCAUGCCCCCUACGCCCACGCCUACUGCCGCUCAUGCCCACUCCCGCCAACGCCCACUGCCGCCCAUGCCCCCUACCGCCCACGCCCACUGCCGCUCAUGCCCACUCCCGCCAACGCCCACUGCCGCUCAUGCCCCCUACCGCCCACGCCCACUGCCGCUCAUGCCCACUCCCGCCCACGCCCACUCCCGCCCACGCCCCCUACCGCCCACUCCCACUGCCGCUCAUGCCCCCUACCGCCCACUCCCACUGCCGCUCAUGCCCCCUACCGCCCACUCCCACUCCCGCUCAUGCCCACUGCCGCCCACGCCCACUGCCGCUCAUGCCCACUCCCGCCCACGCCCACUGUCGCUCAUGCCCCCUACCGCCCUCGCCCACUGCCGCUCAUGCCCCCUACCGCCCACGCCCACUGCCACCCACGCCCACUACCACCCGCUGCCGCCCAUUCUACCUGCGCCUCUCAACGCCAGCGGGAGGAAAACGGCGAAAGUUUUCUGUUGUCGCGGGCCAACAACCCGCCUACCACGACGCUAUACUCCGAGAUCGCAAGCCCCCUCCAUGCUGCACUCACGGCCCCGCAGAGUUCCAUGACUGUGAACGAUCCUCCUGAACUUUACACCUACUAUACCAAAGCAAACUAA
This is a messenger RNA of Penaeus chinensis, 702 nucleotides long. RefSeq names its product formin-like protein 3. Lineage: Eukaryota; Metazoa; Arthropoda; Malacostraca; Decapoda; Penaeidae. The record is from RefSeq and is a predicted model, not a curated record. The transcript has 2 exons. The coding region runs from base 1 to 702 and encodes 233 amino acids.